This is a messenger RNA of Pyricularia pennisetigena, 5856 nucleotides long. RefSeq lists its product as uncharacterized. The record is from RefSeq and is a predicted model, not a curated record. Gene Ontology annotation, biological process: phosphorelay signal transduction system; peptidyl-serine phosphorylation. Gene Ontology annotation, molecular function: protein serine/threonine kinase activity; ATP binding. The coding region runs from base 1 to 5856 and encodes 1951 amino acids. NCBI's taxonomy places the organism in Eukaryota, Fungi, Ascomycota, Sordariomycetes, Magnaporthales, Pyriculariaceae. The transcript is spliced from 2 exons. Gene Ontology annotation, cellular component: nucleus; cytoplasm.
AUGGACCUUCCUCCUGCGCCGCCCGCGCCGUCCCUGGCCGAGCCGACAGAUAGCACGCCUCGUGCCCCAGGCUUGGGUGUCCAAAAUGAGGUCCCGAAAACGCCAAACAGUCUGGCACCACCUGCCAUAUCUUCUCUACGGGCCGACAGCGCAGCAAUGAUGCGAAGGUCUCUGAGCGAAGACAUUCGCGAGGAGCGGGAGGAACUACGUGAGGCUGCGGAGCAGACACUGAAUGUAAUCAUGGACCUUAACCUCGAUGGCACAAUUCGUUGGGUAAGCCCGUCCUGGAUUGAUGUGAUUGGCACUCUACCUGAGUCUGUUCAGGGCGUUGCCAUCUCCGACCUGAUUGUCAGCGACAACAAGAACAUCUUUGCCGAGAUCGUCGAGUCCAUGCAGAAAGACGACUCAAAGAGUCAGUUCAUCAGGUUUGUCGUGAACCUUGGCCCCCUCUCGCGCCUAGCCUCGCUGGACGCAGCUAGGGAAGGCGAUACUCAGCCUGAGCGCCAGACUUUGGAGCUCGAGGCGCAGGGAAUCAUGGUCUAUGAUACCUCGUCGGGUGGAGAGAGCCAUACCAUGUGGAUGGUUAGGCCCUCAAUUGGCCCUCGCGAGAUUAAGAUAGACCUUCCCGACGUCAUUGUCGAGUCUUUGGGCUCAGGAGCCGAAGUUCUUGCCAGCUAUCUGACACAACUAGCCGAGACAGGCCUGGACGACCCUGCGAACCACGCACCACCGCUUCCAGUUCUCUGCCGCAUCUGUGAACGACAAAUUCCUCCUUGGUGGUUUGAAAAGCAUACGGAUUUGUGUUUACAGGAGCACCGCGCCGAGAUGGACGUCCAGAUGGCCCAAGAAAGCUUAACAGAGCAUCGGCACGCCAUCGUCAAAGUUCUUGACGCACUCGAAGUACGGAAGAGUCGAUCACUAAGUGGAGACCAGUCACCAUUACCACUAGCAGAGUAUAAAGGGUUCCCUAUUGGACCCCCUCCGUCGACUACUUCAUCAUCUGGAGCUUCUUCCCCAGCCCCAAGCAAUGACAGGGCAUCCCGUGAACGGCCAGGGCACGUUAGAGGCCGUUCUUUUGCUGUUCGCAGGCCUCAAGCUCGAAUUGUCGAACUAAUCCUCGAUCUUUGCGACACCGCUUUGGAAAUCAGCCCGCCGGCCAUCAAAGAAGCAUCGUCCGCAAACCCGGGCGAGUUCCGCACACAGUCUCCUCAGUCUGAGUCACGGAUAUCGCAGGUGAUGCAAUGGCAGUCUCCGAGCACCAACACAUUGGAGCAGGAACAAGGGCUUGCUUUGUUGUGCGCCGACACGGAGAAUGUUGUCAAGGCAAAGGUAGAGGCUGUGCUUCGACACAGAAGGAUCAUCGAAUAUGCUGAGCGCAUCCGCAUCGAAUUCGCAGUCACAGUGGAAGCAUGCAUCGAGGAGGCUAUGAGGAAAGCUGCUAAGAUUGCUGCUGGUCGGCUCAGUGAUUCCACAGAGGAUGAGGAUGAGAUUUUCCAGGCGCCGGCUCCGGAUGAGGUUAUCGAAACUGUCGGCGUCGAUGCCGCCACGACGUCACUUGCCUUAGCGUUACAAAACGCCAACAUUAGCGAUGACCCCGACCGACGACGCAUGUCCGCCGCGAUAACUUCGACUAGGUCGAGUAGCCCUAGGGAGUGCCCGACCCCCAGAUCUCAUCGCGGCACCCUGAGUGUCUCCGGUCACACUCGUGACUCUCGUCGCGGCUCCUUGUUGUUCGAAAGCGACCCUGGGGACAGUGAUGGUAGCAUGCGGUCAUCCUCUGUCACGUCCAGGCAGCCACCCCGGACCGAAUCCCCAAUAUCCGAGUUCGGCGAUCUCCGGAAACAGGCCAGCUCGAGACAGCAUCAUCGGCGCAGCCUCAUCUUGCCAGGGGCCGUGUCUCCUCGCCGACAAGAGUCGCCCUCUCGGGGCACUCAACCAUCGUCUCCACUCCGCAUCCAUAAACCACGCGGGUUGGCUUUCCCCGAUGCGCUAAUGUCGCCCGAAUCCUCUCCAAUGCUUCCAGGCAGCGAAUUCACAUCUCCUUCGCUGUCUCAUCACCACCAUCAUCGUAGGCAAUCGUCGGCUGCGAUGUCUUUCGGUAAUGGCGAGCAUGGUUUUAGACCUCCGCCAUCGCCCCGACUAAGUGCGGCCAACCCACCUCCGCUUGCCCGCGCUGUUCCCCCCUCAAUCAAAGACUUUGAGGUCAUUAAACCCAUCAGCAAGGGCGCCUUUGGCAGCGUGUACCUUUCCAAAAAGAAGUCUACUGGAGAAUAUUUUGCCAUCAAGGUCCUGAAGAAGGCAGACAUGGUUGCCAAGAACCAAGUCACCAACGUCAAAGCCGAGCGAGCCAUCAUGAUGUGGCAAGGUGAAAGCGAGUUCGUCGCCAAACUGUACUGGACGUUCUCGAGUAAGGAUUAUUUGUACCUCGUCAUGGAGUACCUGAACGGCGGCGACUGUGCAUCACUGAUCAAGAUUCUUGGAGGCCUUCCUGAAGACUGGGUCAAGAAGUAUUUGGGCGAGGUCAUCCUUGGUGUGGAGCACCUUCACAGUCGAGGCAUUGUGCACAGAGACCUGAAGCCUGACAACCUUCUCAUCGAUCAAAAGGGUCACCUGAAGCUCACCGACUUUGGACUCUCUCGAAUGGGUUUGAUUGGUCGCCAAAAGCGUGCGUUGAAUAGCGGGACAACAGACCCGGCUCCAGAUCUGCUGAAGCAGGGACCCUUUGCUCGUUCGGCCUCGAUCGCCUCCUCCCGUUCUACCUCACUUGAUCUCCAGGCGCCAAGCCACUCACCGAACAAUACACCACACAUAAAUCCCAAUGAGGGCAGCCUGACACAGCCGUCCUACUUUAGCCUGGGAUCUUCAAAACGUGAUUCAAGGCGGCUCUCUGGCCAUCGGAGCGACAGUGGGGGGAGUGAAGGCCUGGCAAACAUGCUGAGCAACUUUUCUCUUCACGAAGCGACCUCCGCAACGGUGCCGCCCCAGGCUGUGCAAUCUCCUCCUCCGGCGGAUGGGAGUGAAGGUGAAGGCAGUGGCUCGCCAGAUCCUGGAUCUCUUCAUCAUCCAAUCGGUACCCAUGGAAGUGCGAGCAUUGAGGCCGGAAAGGGCACGCCACCGUCAAACAUGCCUCCUCCCAACUGGGCACUGUUCGACCCUGAAGACAAGAACAGAAGAUUCGUUGGUACACCAGACUACCUUGCCCCCGAGACUAUCAAAGGCGACCCUCAAGAUGAAACCAGUGAUUGGUGGUCUGUCGGGUGUAUAAUGUUUGAGUUCCUCUACGGAAUACCCCCAUUCCAUGCUCCAGAACCUGAGUUGGUGUUUGAGAACAUUCUGGCCCGGCGAAUUCAGUGGCCAGAAGAAAUGGAGGAUGAGGUUUCUGCGGAGGCCAAAGAUCUACUCAACAAACUUUUGUGCAUGAAUCCCCGCGAGCGACUGGGAUCUAACAAGGAUGAGAAAUAUUCCUCGGGGGGUGAGGAGAUUCGCAGUCACCCCUGGUUUGAGGGCAUGAACUGGGAUACUCUACUUCAAGAUGAAGCUCAGUUCGUCCCGCAGCUCGAAAAUCCUGAGGAUACCGAAUACUUCGAUGCCCGCGGCGCUACACUUCAGUCUUUUGCGGAAGAGAUGGAGGAUCAAACCUCUCCUCCUUCAGCGCCAGUCUCGGACUAUGCCGACCGUCCGCACGAUGCCCUGUCCCGCGUGCGCUCUCAGUUCAACUCCAUGAAACGAGGAUUGAUGCCCCUGCACAUCCCUCCGCACGUUCGGGAUUUGAAGAGCCGGAGGCUAAGUGAGCCGGUCGCUACAGAUGAUUUUGGCAACUUUUCCUUCAAGAAUCUUCCAGUUUUGGACAAAGCAAACAAGGAUGUUAUUCAGAAGCUACGGGCUGAAGCCUUGGCAGCUCAGAAUAAGCCGGCAUCCAUUAGCCCCGGGGGUCUCAGCGUGGUCACGUCUCCCGGUGGCCCAAGUGUCAGCAUGGAAGGCAGUCCUAUCUUGUCAAUGCCUGUUCAGAGGUCGCUUUCUAAUGCAAAGGCCUCUCAAAGACCACAGUCGCCAUCCGGGCUAGGCCAUGCGAACGCUAUCCCAAGUCGGCCAUCACAGCCCUCUUCACCUCUCCUGGUCUCAUUUGUUGCUAAUCAAGGAGGCGAUGGACGGCGAAAAGCAUCCAGCAAUUCUUCCAGCUUUUCACAGCCUUCCUCGAGCAACUUGCAGCCAGGAAGCUUCUUUGAAGUGCCUCGCGUGCCUCCAAGUCUUCAAAAGGCUGCUACGGUGGCAGCUUCCCCAGUGAAGGGGCGCCCCAUACCGUCUCCGUUGCCUUUGUCUCCCCAAAAGAUUUUGGCAACGCCUCGCCAGGGCAGUGGAUCUUCCAACAGCCGCUCGCGAUCAUUGACUGUCGGUUCCCAGGACGGCAGUCCGGUGGCAUCGGACCUGUUGGUUCAUCAUCGCAAUCGCCGAAGUCAAGUCUUUGACAUGUCUCCAUCGUCCUCCGACAAUGAAGGCGACAAGGCUAAUGCUUUGUUGCGAGUUCAGAGGCGCCGCCAAAGUUCAAGACGAAUGUCUCAAAUCAACUUGGAAAGCACCGGUCCAGUUUUCCGGCCCCUCGACGUGCUCAUAUGCGAGGACCAUCCAGUUUCACGCAUGAUCAUGGAGAAGCUCCUCGAGAAGCUCCGUUGCCGUACGAUCUCGGCUUCAAAUGGUUCAGAGGCUGUGCGAUAUUCCAUGAGCGAUAUCAAGUUUGAUAUCAUCUUUAUGGAGUUUAGACUGCCCCAGAUUAACGGUGCCGAUGUCGCCAGGAUGAUCCGCGAGACAAAGAAUUCCAAUUCCCAUACACCAAUCGUAGCUAUUACAGCAUAUCUCAAAGAACUUCAGGCACCCCACUACUUCGACUCUUUGAUCGACAAGCCCAUCAGCUCGUCCAAGCUGACCGAAGUUCUGAAGAACCUGUGCCAAUGGAAGCCACCAUCAUCUAGCCAAUACAGCUCUCUGUCUCUGCCCCUUAGCCACCCUGCCCCCUCUGGUUUGCGACAAGAAAGCAGUCGGCUUGAAGACAGCCCAACCUCGGGCUCCUCGAUCUUUGCACAACGAACAGGGAGCAGUUUUCGUGGAUCAAGCCGCGAGGACUCGAUCAGUUCUAGUUUGUUUGGCGAUUCCGAGUCUGUGGCCACUGAUGACAUUCCCGUUGUGAUAAGUCGAACGGCAACAGGUGAAUGGGCAGAGGGUGCGCUAGGCAUUUCUCAAGACGAGAAAGCCCUCUCCAGCGAGCCCACAAAACUCUCGCCGAUGCCCAUAGAGGCACCACCAAAGACCCUUGCUCAACAGAGGUCCUUGGAAAAGCUUAAGGCCAAGAGGGAAGCCAUAGAGAAGAGGCGCAGUGACUGCUCAGUCGACUCGGCCGACGAUGAGGAUGAGGAGCUGGGGGUAAGCAGCCCGGAUUCCCGCAGCAACAGUUCGUCCACUAGUGGGAGUGUACACACUGGCAGUAACCAUAGCCAGAGUCGACAGCACUUCCGCAGCAAAUCGGUCUUGCCGUCUUCUAAACUUGGCAUCGAGAUGAUGCGAGCCAACAGCCACGAUAGUGUGGUCUUUCCGCCCGAAGCGACCGGCCCUGGUGAGACCGAGAUUCGCGAGUCACCGCUUGGUCAGCACGAUGAGGAGGAGGAUGUGGGUGACACAACUGUCAUACACACACCUGAUCAGUGCGGAUCUUCGGAGGACAACGCCACAGUCGUUGGGGUUGACGAAACACCACGACCAGCUAGUGGCAGUCAGUUCAUUGCCGACACCGGAAAUGAGGGCUCGAACGGCCGACCAUCAGGCAUAUCCACACAGGGUGGGCAGCAGCGCAUGAAUUUUAUCUGA